AUGAGUCAAGACCCGGACAAUGAAUAUAAACAUCCCCUUAUUUCAGAGGGCAAUUAGUACUAACUAAAUCAGUUUCAAACAGAUAACAACACCCAUUACUCAUCCUUCCAUGAAAGAGACACUGAAAGAUUCAAAGAUGCUAAGAGCCACCAUACGUAUCACCGUGACGAUGACAAUAAUCGAGAUCAAGAUGGUAAGGGUGCCCUUGACGCAGACUUGCUAGAUCAGUUGGUCAACCAGUCCAAACAGAGAAUUGAGGCCACUAAGAUUGAAAAGCAAACAGCCAAAGACCAAGUGCCCUAUAGUAAACUGUUACUAACCUAUGCGGAUAGAACAGACAAAAUAUUGAUGAGCUUAGGAUUCCUAUUUGCUUUUUGCACGGGAGCAGGAAUGCCCAGUCUAGUGUUCCUUUUCGGAGAUAUUGUCAAUGUCUUCUAAGAUGGGAAUGAUCACAGUGUAGUAGAUGCAAUCAAGACUACUGUCAUCACUCUUGCUGUCAUUGGAGUUGUGAUAUGGGCUGCCAGCUAUAUGUACUUUGUUUUCCUAGUAGCCAUGUCUGAGAGAAUCGGAAAGAAGACAAGAGUUAACUACCUCUAGGGUAUAUUAUCUCAAGAUAUAGCCUGGUUCGAUUCCAUUAAUGUGCCUGAACUUUCAGCUAGACUGAGCAAAGAGUGCCAAGCCAUGCAGAGAGCUCUUGGUGAGAAAAUUGGUGCUAUAUUGAUGUCAAUUGGAAUGUGUCUUGCUGGAUUAUUCUUCGCUUUCUUUAGAGGAUGGAUAUUUUCGCUUAUUUUGCUAGCAGCUUUUCCAAUAGUCAUGAUAUUGCUAGGCACUACUGGUAAAGCAAUGCAGAAUGGCUUUAAGUAAAACCUUCAAUCUUAUGGCUAGAGCGCUGGAUAUGCUGAUCAAGCUUUGAAUGCAAUUAAAGUUGUCCAGGCUUUUGGAUAGGAACUCACCGAAAUUAGGAACUAUGAUAAAUACCUUGGUAGAGCCAGGAAAAUGGGUAUCAAGACCCACGCUACAGGAGCCAUUUCUAUUUCAGUACUUCUUUUUGUGAUCUUUGGAUACUAUGGGUAUGCCUUUUACACUGGAAGCUGGUUGGUACAAAAAGAAUACAAUAAUACUAGAAGUGAUGCCCCUUACAACGCUGGUGACAUCAUGUCUUGCUUUUUUGGAGUCGUUUUUGGACUUAUGUCCAUCGGGAUGGCUACACCAAAUGUAAAAGCAAUAGCAGAAGGCAAAGUAGCUGGUAAAAUGGCUUUUGAUAUCAUAGAUAGAGUUCCUAGGAUUCGUAUGGAUGAUCCAUCAUAUGAGAAGGUUGGGGACUUGAAAGGGUAGAUAGAAUUCAGAAAUGUUACGUUCACAUAUCCAUCAAGGCCUGAGUAGAAGGUUCUAGAUAAUUUCUCUGCUGUAUUCGAGGAAGGUAAAACUACUGCUAUUGUUGGGGCUUCAGACUCUGGAAAAAGCACCAUCAUCCAAAUGAUAGAGAGGUUCUAUGACCCUGACCAAGGUUCUGUUAUUGUGGAUGGGAGAAAUCUCAAGAAUCUCAACCUAAGGGAAUUCAGACAUAAGGUAGGCUAUGUAAGUCAAGAGCCAGUCCUAUUUAAUACCUCAAUUAAAGCCAAUCUUCUUUAUUGCAAGCCUGAUGCUACUGAUGAUGAAGUCAUAUAGGCUUUGAAGUCUGCCAAUGCCUACAACUUUAUCAAUGAAAAGAUGGGUAAAGAUGGUAUUUACACCAAUGUUGGCAAUGCUGGUGGGUAGCUUUCUGGUGGAUAAAAAUAAAGAAUCGCCAUUGCUAGAGCCUUCAUUAAGAAACCUAAAAUAUUGCUGCUGGAUGAAGCUACUAGUGCACUUGAUAAGAGAAAUGAAAGAGAGGUCUAGGCAGCUAUUGAUAGAAUUAGAUAAGAAUUAGGGUCUAUUACUACCAUAGUAAUUGCUCACAGACUUUCAACCAUUAAGGAUGCAGAUAAUAUCAUAGUAAUGAGUAAAGGUAAGAUUACAGAAGAAGGAACUCAUCAGACCCUUUUGAUAAAUUAUCCUGAAGGAACUUAUGCCAAAUUCGUCAAAGAGUAGGAGCAAUCAGAAGCCUAAGAUCCUUCUAAUUAGUUUGCUGAAGAAGAAAUUUAAGAGGAUAAUAUUAAUUCAAAGCUUGAGUUAGUCAAAGGACAGUCAAACCUCAGAAAAAGCACUUUGAAGAGAAGAGACUUGGAACUUGAUAAGGUAGAGCUUUAAAUGAAAGACUAGCAGGACUAGAUUGACAAUUAAAAGCAGUAAGAGCUUGAAGCUAUUAAAAAAAAGAACAACCAAUCGAAUAACUUCAAGAGAUUAAUGACAAUGAGUUAUCCAAAGUUCAACAUUGCAGUUGGACUCUUUUCCUCACUAGGAUAAGGUUCAUUGAUGCCAUUAUUUGCCAUAGUUUUGAUGAAAUAGCUUUUCGCAAUGAACAUGUACCCAGGUCAUGGUGCUGAUGCUGUUAGAUCUGACUCUGAUUACUAUUGCAUGCUUAUUCUAGUGAUCUCUAUCUUGUCAUUCUUGUUUGGACUCAUUGGAAAGUUUUCAUUCGGUCUCAUUGGAGAAAAUGUCACUCUGAGGAUAAGACAACUGCUUUACUCAAGAAUACUGUAGAAAUCAAUUGGAUGGUUUGACGAAAAAGAAAACUCACCAGGAGUAAUUUCAGCCUCAAUGGCAAGUGAUGCUUAGACCAUUAAUGGAGCAAGUGCAGAGGGAUUAGCAGUAAUGAUUCAGUCAGGAUUCUCAGUUUUGGCAGGAAUUAUAAUCGGAUUCAUCUAUAACUGGAGAGAAGCUGCAGUCUGUAUUGGUUGUGUACCAUUUACAAUGAUAGGUGGUGCUAUGACUAUUAAACUCCAAAAAGGUUUGAGCGAGGACUCUGAUGCUGCGUCUGGCGAUGCUAACUUACUUGCUGGUGAUGCUAUCUUAAAUUAUAGGACAGUCGCUUCAUUCGGGUAUGAGACCCAAAUAGUAAAAGAUUAUGACUAAUUACUCUAAGGCCCAGUGAAUGUGGCUAUUAAGAAGAGUCAUUCAAUUGGUUUCUUUUUUGGAUUUUCUCAAUUCGUUUAGUAUGGCACUCCAAGUUUACUAUAUUACACAGGUGCAUUAUUCAUAGAUAAUGGAUAUACAAGCUUCUAAGAUGCUGAUAAAAUCUUCACUGCUAUCUUCGCUAUGAUGAUGGGAGCUAUGGCUGCAGGAUAGGCUUAGCAGUUCGGACCUGAUAUGGGCAAAGCCAAACAAGCAGCUCAAAAGAUUUUUGGAGUGAUUGAUAUUCCAUCAGAAAUAAAUGCUGUUGAAUAAACUGAUAACCCUUAAUUGAAAUCAGUUGACUACAACAACUUCAAAGGAGAGAUUGAAUUUAAAGAUGGUCUUAACUUGAAAAUUAAUGCCAAGGAGACAGUAGCUCUUGUUGGUGAAUCAGGUUGUGGGAAAUCCACCACCGUGUCAUUGCUAAUGAGAUUUUAUGAUGUGAACUUUGGCUAAAUUUUGAUUGAUGGGGUUGAUAUCAAAUAAUACAAGUUAAAUGAAUUAAGAAGAGCUAUGGGAUUAGUCAUGUAAGAGCCUACUCUAUUCAACUAUACUAUUUCAGAGAACAUCCUCUACGGAAGUUCAAAUGCAACCAACUCUGAGAUUUAUCAUUCAGCAGAGAUUGCAAAUGCUCUUGAAUUCAUUGAAUCAAAGACAAUAAGCAACGCUUUUGAUGAUAAGGCUGAGAUUUUGUUAAGAGAGCUUAAGAGAAAUGAAACAAUGCUAAGAAGUAAACUUGGUGAUAAGGAGUAUAGUGAUUUAGCAGAACAACUGGCUGAAAUACAAAAAGAAGAAGAAAAGAAGGGAGUCUUCUAAUCUUAAGAAGGAGAUAUUGAUUAAAGAAGUUAGGAAUUAAAAGAUUAGAAUUUGCAUUAAGGAUUUAAUGUUGAUUGUGGUCUUAAAGGCUGUAAACUCUCUGGAGGAUAAAAGCAAAGAAUCGCUAUUGCCAGAGCUAUUAUCAGAAAGCCAAAGAUGCUUAUACUUGAUGAAGCCACUUCAGCUUUGGAUGAGGCAUCUUAAAGAAAAGUUUAAGUUGCUCUUGAUAAUAUCAUGAAAGACAGGACUUCUAUAGUGAUUGCUCACAGACUCAGUACUGUUGAGAAAUGUGAUAGAAUACUUGUACUUGAAAGUGGCAGACUUGUCGAGGAAGGCGGAUUUUAAGAACUAAAGUAAAAGGAUGGUGGUAUAUUUGCUUAGCUAGCUUCGGGCAUGCAAAACAACGCCAAUAAUCAAACCAAAUGA
Molecule: messenger RNA, 4275 nt
Organism: Stylonychia lemnae
Lineage: Eukaryota; Ciliophora; Spirotrichea; Sporadotrichida; Oxytrichidae
Source: the annotation of a GenBank genome assembly